AUAUAUUAUCUUGGGCCGUAUUGUUUUCUCCUUCAAUUCCCACAUUCCCAAGCUUCACACUAGGAUAGAGAGAGAUAUAACAUUGAUAGCUAAGAUGGCUUCUCUAACCAUAGCUUUUGCUCCUGCAGCUGGGCGGGUGUUUGCAGCAACCGCAGAAAAGAGCUCUGGUGGAAGCGGGGAGAAGAGUAUUCUUGACUGGAUCCUUGGAGGGUUACAGAAGGAGGAUCAGAUGCUUGAGACAGACCCAAUUCUGAAGAAGGUUGAGGAGAAAAAUGGUGGCAGCAACGGCGGCCGGAAGAAUUCUGUGGUGGUUCCACCAAAGAAGAAGGGUGGCUUUGGAGGCCUUUUUGCCAAGAAAUGACUGAUGCCCAUCAAUGUAAUGAUGCUCAGAAUUGGUCUGUUCUAUGUUGUUUGGAAUCUUUGAUCAUAAUGAUUUCUCAAUUCUUAAGCCGUGUUACCUUAUUUCAUCAUUUCUUCCAUAACCAUGGACUCUCAAUUCAUUUCUGAUAUCAUAUCAUCAGGUUAUCUGAACUCAGUUA
Molecule: messenger RNA, 539 nt
Organism: Vitis riparia (riverbank grape)
Lineage: Eukaryota; Viridiplantae; Streptophyta; Magnoliopsida; Vitales; Vitaceae
Exons: 1
Coding region: 95-361 (88 amino acids)
Cellular component (GO): chloroplast
Source: RefSeq, a predicted model, not a curated record